AUGUCAACCAGUGCGUCUGCUUCGAAAUUCGAGUGCUCCAGCAAGGGCUGCACUUUCAAAUCGUUUGAGAUUCCCGCAAUUUUGUCCUGGAAAACCCCCAGGGAGACCGGCUUGCUUUUCGUACAGCUCUUGCUUGUCUGGGUCGUCUUUUCGUCCACCCUGACUCUGCGCCUGUUCCUUCGCCUCUCGUACUGGGCUGUGGGUCUGCUUUCUGCUGUCGAAUAUGCCACCCGCAAGCUGAACGGCUCCAAAUCCGGCUUGGUAGCCAAUUACCGCCCGUCCCGCUUCCUCCGCAUUGAAGACAAGAACAUCGAUGCGUUUGCCCAGCAUGUUGCAAGUGGCAUUCGUCGUGCCUACGGCGGUAUUGAGCAUGUUGUUGACGCCCGCAACCCCACCAAGGGCUUUGGUAUUGCUGCUGCUUUCUGGCUCACCUACAAGCUCCUGGGUGCCUUUUCUCUCAAGAGCCUGUUCCUCAUCGCCAUCAUUGGUGCUUUCGCUGUGCCCCGUCUUUACCUUGAAUUCCAGCAGCCCAUUGACAAUGCUCUUGGCCAGGGAUGCCACCAUGUUCACCAGCAGCUCGCCAAGGGUAAGAAGCUUGCCUACGAGAAGGCUGGUCCUCAGAUCGAGAUGGUUCAGAAGCUUAUUGGCACCCACCGUGAUCGUGGUGGAUUCCCCUCUCACAAUGGCAAGGGCGUUGCUCCUUUGAAGGAAGUUCCUGGCUCUGCUGCCGAUACCUCGGCUACGUCUUCUUCGGUCGCUCCUGAGUCCGUUCCCACUUUUCUAGGUAACGUCUCGCUUGACUCUGAAGAGGGUAAGAAAUUCGCCGCUGCUGCUGCCGGUGAGAAUACUCCUCAGUAA
This is a messenger RNA of Wickerhamiella sorbophila, 858 nucleotides long. Its product is annotated as Reticulon-like protein 1. The coding region runs from base 1 to 858 and encodes 285 amino acids. The transcript has a single exon. Lineage: Eukaryota; Fungi; Ascomycota; Dipodascomycetes; Dipodascales; Trichomonascaceae. The record is from RefSeq and is a predicted model, not a curated record.